GGCUAACGGCCGGUGACUAUCAGCAAUCGUCUAGGGGUCUCUGAGGCCCUGGGGCUCUGUACCCUGUGCUGAAGCCUGAAGGCGAGGCUUCUCCAGUAAAGAUUUUGUCGAUGAAUGUUCAUCCACAUGUAUGUUUAGAUGCCCGUCUCUUCAUUUUAGGUUUCUAGUGUUUGCCACUAAUUUCCUUCAACGGAGCAACCUUUUUGAAAGCAAAUGGACGGCGACAAUGAGCAGCAGGUCAUGCUUUCAGAGGAGAUGCUCCUGGAAUUUCCACUUCUAGAAAAGAUCACAAAUGGUUUCUCUGCCGAUCAGCAAAUUGCCGAAGGUGGAUUUUCCGUCGUUUAUAAGGGACUGCAUGAUGGGAAAGCAGUCGCUGUGAAGAGGCUGAAAGAAUUGGAUAUCGACGACAAGACAUUCUCGCGUGAGGUUCGUUGUCUGAUGCAGUUGAAUCCCCACAAGAAUAUAGUACGGUUUCUAGGAUAUUAUUCUGGAGCAGAACAAAUGUGUGUACCCUACAAGGGCACUAAUGUCAUGGCUGAUCAUAAGAGGCACAGAUUGCUCUGCUUCGAGUAUCAGCCUGAUAGUCUGUGUAGGCGGAUCAGCGAUGCAUCGUCUGGGCUUGGUUGGAUCUGGCGCUAUCAAAUAAUCAAGGGAAUUUGCAAUGGCUUACAUUACCUUCACAAGAUGGAAAUUGUUCACCUUGACCUCAAACCAGCAAAUAUACUGCUGGAUAGCAAGAUGGUACCAAAAAUUACGGACUUUGGUAUCUCAAGAUGCUUUGAUGGACAAAGCCAGCUUUUUGCGACAAGAAUUGCUGUAACACGUGGAUAUUAUGCACCAGAAAUUGUGAACAACGUGAUCACAAUGAAGUUGGAUAUAUAUAGUCUUGGUGUUAUAAUCCUGCAGAUACUAACAGGACAUAUAUAUCAUACUUUGGAGGUUCAAGAAGAAAGAUCUGAUGAAGUAUUAAAAGAUGUACUUGAAAGCUGGAAGAAUAGAUUGGAGACAUCACGAGGAGACACAUAUUUUGUCUUCCCAAAAGAAAUGGGAGAUCAACUGUUGGAACAAUCUGAAAAAAUGAGAGACACACUGUUGGAACAAUCUGAAAAAAUGAGAGAGACACUGUUGAAUCAAGUGCGAGUAUGUGCUGAGAUAGGGAUACAGUGCAUGAACACUGACCCAGCUAAAAGACCAGAUAUAGACAUAAUACUUCAUAGACUUGGUGAAACAGGAAGUACAGAUGGGUUUACCGAAGCAAUGCAGGUACCCAUGCAAAUAUUUCCAAAAUGGAGGCGAGUAGCACCUCUGGUGCCACAAUCCAUUCACGGUUUCCCAUCCAUGAAUGCAGCAUUCUGUUGCGCUCAAGUUGCUGAAGGGGUCGACAAGAUUGGGCCAUGUGGUGGAGGAGGAGGGGAGCACUACGACACCAUCAAGAUCCCCCACUGCCUAAAGAGCAUAACAGUUUGGAAUGGCUUGAUCAUUGACUCGAUUCAAUUUUCCUACCAAGAUCGUGAGAAGACUCUUCACACUACAGAUCGAUGGGGUGGUCCUGGUGGGUUCGAGCAAGUCACGAUUAAACUCGAUGAUGAUACAUGUCUCAAGAGAAUGUCAGGAACAUAUGCUCCAUUUAAUGAUGAAACAGUCGUCAUAACAUCACUUACUUUUGUCACCAGUAAUAACAUCAAAUAUGGACCUUUAGGAGGUGGAGGUGGGAUGACUUUUGAUAUUCAUCUGAGCGAAGGAAGCAUUGUUGGUUUCUUUGUGCGUGCAGGGUGGUUCAUAGAUGCAAUUGGUGUCUAUGUUCGUAGGUAGCGCAAAGAAUCAAAUAUGCAUGAAGACUUGUUUUAAGACUUGGGUGACAAUAAAAGUUGGACUUUGUCUGGUCAUAUGGAGAAGCUAUUUAGUCACAUUUUAGGCAUAACAUUAUUAACAUUAUUCCCAUCUAAACUGGACUAACUCUCUUCUUCUUAUUAAUAGGUGGAAUAGCCAUUUUCAUCCCUCAA
Molecule: messenger RNA, 2003 nt
Organism: Setaria italica (foxtail millet)
Lineage: Eukaryota; Viridiplantae; Streptophyta; Magnoliopsida; Poales; Poaceae
Product: putative receptor-like protein kinase At4g00960
Exons: 9
Coding region: 214-1812 (532 amino acids)
Biological process (GO): protein phosphorylation
Molecular function (GO): ATP binding; carbohydrate binding; protein kinase activity
Source: RefSeq, a predicted model, not a curated record